CGAAACAAUAGCGCUUAUCUUGCAGUAAUAACGGCGGUUGUCUGGAUAUGAUUUGUGGACUUCGUAGGAUUGGCUGGCUGGUUUUCUUGGUUUACGCUCCAUGUGCAUGUCGGUGGCAGCGGCUUGUUAACCAGCGCUUCAGUUACUGAAUUCAGUUAAACUCUUCGAAUUUCCCUGGCGAUCGUGUCUCGGUCGAUUGUUUCUGCACCCAGAAAGGAGAAUGUCGCAUUCCCAGUACAAGCUGACGUACUUCGAUGCCCGCGGUGUGGCGGAGACGACCCGUUUCAUUUUCGCCUACGCCGGCGUCCCUUUCGAAGAUGUCCGGAUUGCCAGAGAAGAUUGGCCGGCCAUGAAAGCCAGUACUCCCUUCGGCCAGUUGCCCCUCUUGGAAAUCGACGGCAAGAUGUUCGGCCAAAGUGCCGCGUUUGCUCGUCUGCUGGCCAAGCGGUACGGUCUCGCCGGGAAGGAUGAGUUCGAGCAGGCCCAGGUGGAUGCUAUCAUCGACUACCAGAAAGACAUCCAGGCCGCAAUGGCCAUCUGGUGGCGCGAGGAAGACAAGGAGAAGCAGGCGCGUCUGCGGGAGAAGUUUUUCGCCGAGGAUCUGCAGCAGCACCUGGUCAAUCUGCAGCGCCAACUGGCCGCCAGCCACAGCGAGGGCCACUUUUUCGCCGCCUCCGGACCCAGCUUCGCCGACUUUAGCAUCGCGUCAUUCUUCUUCACCAUCCAGAAGUUCUACCCCACUGUGUUAGACAACUUCCCGCAGUUGAAGGCGCACGGCGAGCGCGUCCAUAAUCUGCCCGGCAUCAAGGAGUGGGUGGACAAACGACCCAAGACCGAAAUGUAAACUGCUGUCUUUCAAUAAUUUCACCACAUUGUUUAUUUACACCCGACUGCCGCUGCAUAGUUUUUAUCAUUAGCGUCACAGUGGAUUUUAUCAGCCAUCAGAAAAUACAUUGCAUUGCUGGUUAUUAAUACAAAGUUUUCCCCAUUUAUUGCGAAGUAUUAUAAUACUGGGUUCUGA
This is a messenger RNA of Paramacrobiotus metropolitanus, 1021 nucleotides long. RefSeq names its product glutathione S-transferase 1-like. Gene Ontology annotation, biological process: glutathione metabolic process. The transcript is spliced from 4 exons. Gene Ontology annotation, molecular function: glutathione transferase activity. The coding region runs from base 221 to 844 and encodes 207 amino acids. The record is from RefSeq and is a predicted model, not a curated record. Lineage: Eukaryota; Metazoa; Tardigrada; Eutardigrada; Parachela; Macrobiotidae.